This is a messenger RNA of Amphiprion ocellaris (clown anemonefish), 2823 nucleotides long. It is a transcript of the gene cfap36, whose product is annotated as cilia and flagella associated protein 36. The transcript has 12 exons. Gene Ontology annotation, cellular component: axoneme; ciliary base. The record is from RefSeq and is a predicted model, not a curated record. Bases 259 to 1623 code for a protein of 454 amino acids. NCBI's taxonomy places the organism in Eukaryota, Metazoa, Chordata, Actinopteri, Pomacentridae.
CCGAUUAGGCGUCACCACUUUCGACUCUCAAAUUCAUGACUGCGCAUUUCUGCUCGGAGACGCUCCCGUCCCGUCUGGAGAGGAGACAGACAAAGCCGCCGGAGGGACUCAUGGGGACUCGUCUUUGAAGGACAGUGAACCAGAUGUCUUUUCCCACCUGUCCGGCCCGCCUGUGUUCGAGCUGUAGCGGAGCAGGACGCGCCGACCUGAACGACAACACCGCCGUACCGUUGCUAACGUUACCCUGCUGCGGCCAACAUGGCUGAGGAUGACAGCGAGUGGGUGGUGGAGAGCAUCGUGGGAUACCUGGGGAGUCCUGAGUGGGUUAUUCCUGUCACGGACUUUAUGGAAAACAAAUGCACAGUUUUCGAUGAUGAAGAUGAAAAUAAGUUGUCAUACACAGAAAUCCAUCAGCAGUACAAGAAGCUGGUGGAGAAGCUCCUGGAGAAUUACAUGCAGGAGGUUGGCAUCAACGAGCAGCAGUUUUUGGAUGCGUGCACCUCUCCUUUUGCCAGGUCCAAAACUCUGCAGACGGUGUUCCAGCCAGUCCUUGCUACAGAUGACUUCCAGAUGUUUCGCUCACUGAUGAUCCAGAAGAACAUGGAGCUGCAGCUUCAAGCUCUCAGGGUCAUUAAAGAAAGGAACGGUGCUCUACCUGAGUGUCUGACUGAUGGUGUGGACGUAAUGUCAGAGCUGCAGCAGCAAGAGAUGAAGAUCCUGCAGGAGGUUCUCAAAAAGUCCAAAGAGGAGUAUGAUGAGGAAAUGUCCAGGCGGAUGCUAUUAGAGGAAGAGGUUGGCUCCACCUCCAGCAGCUGCUCUGAUAAGCCAGUGGCAGAGAGUGAUGUAGCCCAGAAUACCACUUCUGCUCCCAGCCAACAGAGCAACGCUGCCAAGGUCAAAGCUGAGGUGAAAAGUGGCAACAGCAGCAGUAACGGUCACCACACCCCACUCAUGAACGGAAACACUACCACUGAAUUUACCAUGGUGAACAGCAGCCCUGUCAGACCAGAAGGGAGCAAGACAGCUGCUGCAGGAGAUGGACAGGUGAAAAGUGCAGCUAACAGCAGCUCCUCCUCUAAACCCACACAAGACUGUGGCAGUAACGGUGUGGAGUCCCGAGUCCUUCCAGCAGUGAGACCUCCAGUGAAGUCCAGUGAGCUCAUCAGCAACAGUCACAUCAAGGAGCAGAGCAGCAGCAGCCAGACUUCAGCUGAGACGUGUCUGGAGGAGGCACACAGGGAGGCCGGCUUCUCUAAGCCAUUUACUGAGUUGUCGGCGUCCCAGCAGGAGCAGCUCCAGCAGAGGGCAGCGUACCUCCGUCAGCAGCGAGACAAACUCCACGCACUGAGGAAAGAGCAGCAGAAAACCAAGCAGCCGACCAAACCUGAGGAGGCACCCAGUAGCCCCACACCAGCACCCUCCACCACCCCGGAGGUAGCGGGGCAGCCUCAGAGGAACGGGGCCUGUUCCCCAGCUCCUCCUGCUCCUCCUCCUGCUCCUCCUCCAGCACAACACCCCACUAACUCCUCCAACAAGAAGGAGAUAUCAGCUGAGGAGCGGAAGAAACUCCAGAAGAGAAAACACCUGGCUGACAAGCUAAAAGAGGAAGUGAUCAAGAAGUAACUUCCCCUCCCAAUGCAAUAUUCUCAUUUCUAUCCACCGGAUCUCUUUUAUUCUGGUAAACAAACACGAGGCUUCCUUUAUGCUGCCCCAUAAUUCACUGUACAGAUCAGGGGUUUUGUUUUUCCAAAGAAAAAGUACGAGAUCUUCCUUCUUUAGAGUUUCUUUUCAUUGCUGUCUAAAGAGCAAAAAGGUGCAUCUUUUUUUUUUUUUUUGAAUAUGCCAGUAUAUGACAGUCUCUACUCGUAACAGACCAACUCAAGUACUUGAAGAUCUGUUAGGAUAGUUGCAUUUUACGGGACUGAGAAGGUUCAGAAAAAGUCACGCACAGCUGAAAAGCACACAGGCCAGUUAGAAAACAUGCUGCCAAUGGUCAUAGACUUGAGUGGAGGACCCAAAUAGCUUUUACUUAAUGUUUUGAGACGUGCCUGGGCUGUGGCCAAAAUCACUCUUUAAGUGCACAACUUUACUUUGACACUUUGGAGGCCAGAAAAUUUUACCUGCCAAAUUUAUGGGCAGUUUAAUGCCCUCAACAAACACUUAAUUGGCACACAAUAUGCAUUUAAAUCUUGCACUGUUGUUGAAUUCUAAUAAGCCAUACAACUAGCACCUUUCAGUUUUCUUACAUUUUAUAGCCAAUAGAUAAGUCUGCAGAUUUAUAGUUAACGGUAGUAAUAGUUUGUUCCCCUAAUUAUGUCGCAUCAGGGUGCUUCACCAUGAUUAAAUGUGAAAAUUACAAUUAUGCAACACUACGUCUGAUGUCUCAUUUUACUAUUUACAGUGACUAUUACGAAGGGAGGAGGAGAGGAGUGAUUUUGGACACAGUUACAGGUUCGUUUCUCUGCAGAAAACAGUCAAAAUUACCCUAAGCAGGCUGUGAGGAGUCAGACUCAGUGAGUUAACCUGUAAUGAUGACUAAGGUAAUAUUAGCUGGACAAGUACACAAUCUUAUUUUCCUUAGCAUUUCCAAAGGGAAGCAGGUACAUUGUUUACGUCGUAGCAGCUAAUGCUAGUUUUAAAAGUGCUGUGGAAGUUGUCAAGAUGAGCAUCACGUGUUCAUAAAGGGGCCAAGAGAAUGAAGAGUGCAGUAUUUGUCUUCAAACCUAUCUGGAGUCUUCAAUUUAAGCAGUCAUGAUGCACCAGUUUCUAUGUAAUAUUGUUAUCAUGUAUGCUGUUUAAUAAAUCACAUUUUAUAGGAAACAA